Molecule: messenger RNA, 654 nt
Organism: Aegilops tauschii subsp. strangulata
Lineage: Eukaryota; Viridiplantae; Streptophyta; Magnoliopsida; Poales; Poaceae
Source: RefSeq, a predicted model, not a curated record
AGCCCCAUUUGUGCAGACUGUGCGUCCAUCUCAGACCAGAAGCUAUCUACCCGAUCAAACAAGAAAGAAGAGCAGCAGAGCCGUGUUUAAUCAACCGUGAGCUUCCGUCCGCAUCAUCUCGUCAAGGUCGACCAAUGGUGUUUUUGGGAGGAUCAUUGCGCGUGACGCGGAGCAUCGGCAGCCGGAAGAUGACGGAGGGGAAGAGCCACAGAGGGUCAGGGGCGUGGCGGCAGGCGCCGGCGCCCGUGAGGCAGCUCUUCUGGAGGGUGAGGCGCGCCAUGCUGCGGCCGAAGCGCCGCGUCGCGAGCUUCGGGUAUGACCUCAAGAGCUACUCCCACAACUUCGAUGACGGCCUCGUCCCUGCUCACCGCCUGUAGCGACACCCACGUGGUCUUCUUUUUCUUAUCGAUUUUAGCUGCCGUCCGGCCGGACCACGGCUCGAGGCUGGAGAGUUUGAAGCCUCGUCACCUUGUGAUUUGCUCGUCCUCUAGUUCAGCUACGAGUGUAUAUUAGACAGUACUGUUCAUACACAAGUUUCUUAGUGUUGAAAGUCUGAAACUGCCAAUAAAAUGACAGCGUAUCUAUGUGAUCGUAUGUAGUCUGCAAGCCGCGUGACUUGCCACAGUGGAAUGGGAUUUAAACUAUUUCUGUUUA